AUGAACGAAUGUAACUCUGGUUUGAGUGAAAUUGGUUUGCCUCUGUGAACAAUGAACCCGCUCAGUUUAAGGGUGAACUGACACAACACUGCAAAUGACCCUUUUUGAGCUUUUAGAGCCUGAGCAGCAAACAUUGAAAUAACGAGUCGGUGGAAAGAUACAAAACGAAAGAAGACCCACUGACAGUGUUCGUGGGUCCUACUACAUAACCUCCCAGCUCCAGCUGAGGAGACCACAGGUGCUCCCAAUAACUCCUGAUUAACAAGGAAACCUUUGGUCUGGAUCUGAACCUCCCUCUAAAACGGCCGCCAUCUUGCACACUGUGGCGGUAACUCUGUGUUCGCUUUACUUUAACAGAGCUGAUUUUAUGUUAUAGGUCUGAGUAAAUGUUUGUGUCAUUAAGCCAAAACACACAGAAGGCUCUUGACUCGACAGUAAAACUUAGUUUUAUUGCAGCAUGAUUAUGCGGCAGUAAAAACUUCCUUCUCACGGGAAGCUUCUGCAGAAUCAGUCUCAUCUCUGUAAAUAUCCGGCUGUGCUGUCACGCUAACUGGAGUGUAUAUAAGUAUCAGGUUUGGUUUGGUUCAGCACCUCUUCACUGACAGGACCCUGGAUCGAUCUGCUGCAGGUUCGACAUCACCACUGUUAUCAUCUUUCUCAGCAUGAUCAGUUGAAGUCGUCCUUCUCCAACUGAAGGUUUAGUAACGCCUUUGUCUUUGUUCAUCAAAGGAAACCAUCCUCACCUCAACAUCUUCAUCAUGAACCUGCUGGCUGUUUCCCUGGUGAUGUGCCUGAUGAUGUCUCUGACCUCAGUUAAAGGUGAGUGGACAUAAAAACCCACCUUUACAAGGAUACUAGACACUAAGUUCACCUGCUCUCAGCUGCAUUUUUAUCUUUGACGAUUAGAUUUCAUCAAAAGUACAAAAUGUUUUACUUCCUAUGAUCUUCAAACUACCCAGAGUUUCCUGUAAUAAAGAGGCAGCCAUAGAUUUACAGAAACUCUCAGUUUACAUUUGAGUGAUAUAUCUGAACUCCACCCUCUCAUCUGCUUCACUGUCCCUUCAGCUGAACCUGUUGGAGAAGAGCCUGAGAUAGAGUUCUCUUUUGGUGGUGAGUUUGUACAGUUUUCAUGACUUACUUGAUGACUUGACUUGAGUCCUGUCUGCAAAUGAAUUUCAGGAAACACGACAUUAAACACCAAACAUAAGUCCAUGACUAUGACGGGAACAUCCAUGGAGGAAGGAAGUGAGCGUAAUGCUUUAUAAAUGUAAUGUUUAAAAAGAAUUAUACUAUCAUGCAAAAGAAAAAAAGUCUCUUUGAAACUCUGACUUCACCUAAACAUUAGAUUUAUAAAGAUCGGAUUCUUUGCUUCUUUGCAAAAAAGGUUAUAAAGCAGGAUCUAAGGUGCUUUGAGCUGUUAUUGAUGCCCACGAUAAAGCCUCACAGGGGCUUCAUAACUGGCUUGAAGGAGAAGGAGGAUGUGUUUGUAAAUUACAUAUCAUUUUAACCUAUUGCAGAAGAGUAAUUGUUGCUGUAAAAAGGACUUUUCUCUCUGCCUCUCUGUCUGCACAGAUGUUUUAAAUGACGGAGAAGCUCCAAAGAUUGAAAAUAUCGGUUAGUUUGUUUUUAUUAUUUAAAAUAGUUCCUGUUUACUAAAUGAAUUAAAAAGAAUGAAACCGUCCACUAUAUGUUUGUUUGUCUGUCUCCUGCUCAUGCAGAAGAUCUGCUGAUUCGGGGAGCCCAAGGUUGGUUUAUUUUCUGUCUUAAUCCCCAGAUUGUACUUCAUCACUUUGUUAACUGAUUCUUGAAAAUCAAACAUUAGAUAGAGUACAUGAUAUAACCCUCCUUCCUAUUUGUCCCCACAGCCCCUGAAAAAUGA
Messenger RNA from Xyrichtys novacula (pearly razorfish), 1879 nucleotides. The record is from the annotation of a GenBank genome assembly. Lineage: Eukaryota; Metazoa; Chordata; Actinopteri; Labriformes; Labridae.